AUGGCUGAAAGGAAUAGCACCAGAGUGACAGAAUUCAUUCUUUUGGGCUUUUCAGUCCAGAGAGAGAUCGAAAUUACUCUCUUCCUCCUCAUUUUAGGUGUAUACAGUCUAACAUUGGUAGGAAAUGUUGGGAUGAUUUCAUUAAUCCGGCUGGACUCUCGACUUCACACACCCAUGUACUUUUUUCUUAGCAAUCUGGCCUUUGUAGACCUUUGUUAUUCCUCAUCAAUAGCCCCCAAGUUCUUGGACACGCUCCUGACCAGGCACAGGUCUAUAUCUUUCUAUGCAUGUGCAACACAGCUGGGCUUUUUCCUGAACUUCCUGAUUUCGGAGAUGUUCCUCCUUGCAGUAAUGGCUUAAGACCGCUAUGUGGCCAUCUGCAAUCCUCUUCUCUACAUGGUGGUCAUGUCCCAGAAGGUGUGCAUGCAACUGGUAUUGGGCCCCUACUUAUACAGCUUCUGUGUUGCUUUGCUCCACACAAUAGUUACUUUCCAGUUGAUCUAUUGUGGCCCCAACCUAAUCAACCACUUCUAUUGUGAUGAUGUCCCUUUGAUGUCCCUGGCCUGCUCAGACACCAGCCUCAAAGAGAUCCUGAUUUUCAUCUUCGCUGGAUUCAACAUGAUCAGCUCUUUGACCACCGUCCUCAUUUCUUACUUAUACAUCGUGGCCGCCAUCUUGAGAAUCCAGUCCACAGAAGGGAGGCACAAAGCUUUCUCCACCUGUGCCUCUCACCUGACCGCUGUGACCAUAUUCUACGGGACCCUGAUCUUCAUGUACCUGCAGCCCAAAUCAAACCAUUCCCUCGACACGGACAAAAUGGCCUCUGUGUUCUACACAAUCGUCAUCCCUAUGCUGAACCCCAUGAUCUACAGCUUGAGGAAUCAAGAGGUAAAGAACGCCCUGAGGAAAGCUGUUGAAAAAUGGUAUCUCCUGCCUCUAAGGAACUUCAAAAAAGGGAUUUCCUGA
This is a messenger RNA of Microcebus murinus (gray mouse lemur), 966 nucleotides long. NCBI's taxonomy places the organism in Eukaryota, Metazoa, Chordata, Mammalia, Primates, Cheirogaleidae. The record is from RefSeq and is a predicted model, not a curated record.